Varroa destructor (honeybee mite) is the source of this 2182-nucleotide messenger RNA. RefSeq lists its product as uncharacterized. The record is from RefSeq and is a predicted model, not a curated record. Gene Ontology annotation, cellular component: mitochondrion. Lineage: Eukaryota; Metazoa; Arthropoda; Arachnida; Mesostigmata; Varroidae.
AACAUCAACCGUGCAAGAUGGCGGCGUCAAUGCGUACGAUCGCGCGCUCUGCGAAACUUUUGCAAAAUCGAGGUUUUUCGAUGAAAUUCGGACUACGGACUUAUCUCUCUUCGGCGUACGCUUGCAAUGAAGAAUGGGCCGCACAAAAACGUAAUGAUCCUCUUCUGAAAAUCCCCGAUGCGGGGCAGUAUUUUGUUGACAUCUCGAGACGGUUUGUAGCUAAAGCGAAGGAAAACUUGGCAGUUGAUGUGGACAUAUUUGUAAACUCGGUCGAAGGCGAGGUCGUAAUGCAAGAAGUAAUAAAUCUACUUAACCGGCUGCGGCGAUCGAAGCACACGGUGCACACGUUACCGUCGACGGCAUGUGCAACUGUUCGGUAUAUGCUCUCUAUCGGCCAGGACGCGAAGUUGAUAGAAAUGCUCGAAGACCGGUUUGCUUAUGGACUAUUCCCCGACGUUCCAACUAUGAAUUUGCUGCUUGAUCACUUUCUGAUGAAAAAGGGAAAAGAGCGUGAGGCCGCCAAGGUUGCGACUGAGAUGAUGCUACAAGAAAAUCCUGGAAAUGAAAUUACAAGAGUGCUUAGCCUUCUAGCAUGCAUUAAAUAUUUAUCCACCGGAACAAAGGCUUCGCCAUGGAUAAAUGCACCGCCGACUCCUGAAAAAUCGAAUGAAGACGAUGAGAUAGAGUAUGUAAGAGUACCCAAUCUGACGAACUUCUUUUUUGACGAUCAUUUCGAUCUAACGGAUCCUGAUCUUGUGAUUGGAAAAACUCUGUUACACUUUAACAAAGGGCGCCAACCAGGUCUCGUCAAAGACUCGGUACAUCUUGUAGGGCUAGCGAGAAAAGGCCAAUGGGAGCGGAUGAAAAAGGAUAUAUCCAGUGUUAAAGAAAUCUGUAGUGAUGCCAAGGAGCUUUGCCUUCAACGACUGACGGAAUUUACUGAGACGGAAGGUGCCGAAAAGUUUGAUCCUAAAGCAAUCAUUGGUAUGACAAGUCCAGAUAUUAGUGGCCUGCUUGCAUCCGCGCAGAGGGUCUCCGUGCCCGACUGGUUUGCACCACAACUGGAAAAGAUCAAGGUGAAUGAUGCUAGCUUGAUCUCCCUAUUGGAAGCUGAGGCCAACAACCUUUCGCCGCACGAGGAGUUGGAUAUAAAGAGACAGAAUGCGUUAUUUGCUCAAUGGGUGAAAGAUCGAAAGGCGGCAAUUGAUGAACAGCGUGCCGCUAUAGACCGGGUGCGACGCAUUGAGAUACUUCGCGCAAAAAAAAAGGAGCUUGUUGAAAAAGAGGAGCUUUAUUACGCUUUUGAGAAUUGGAACAAAAUCGAAAUGUUACUUGAGGAAAUCAACAAGAACUUUGUCAAAGAAGAAAAGGUUGAAGAGUAUGUUCCACCAGAGGUCAAAAAACGAAAACAGCUCACAAAGUCGGAACCAGCCAAGGUCGCUACAUAAACAUUGUGCGACGUGCAUCCAAUAUCAAUCUUAACAGCGCUCCGUUAGGAGCAAAUUCGUUUGAAGACGUCUAUCGUGGUGGCCAGCUUCUCAGGUCAUAUUUGGCGGUCGCCGAAAAACAUGCUAAACGCAUAUAGGCUGGGAUUUUAGAAUAGCAGGUAAAAAUCGCAAGAUGGAAAAGGUAAUCACGUGAUGAAGACGAUCGAAUUCAAGUGGCAAACGGAACGCUUUGGCGGCGCACAGGCGAAAACAUCAAAGUCGUACGCUAGGCUAAAAUCAAACGAGAAAGUUCGAGGAGUCGUAGAAAAGGGUGUAAAUAUAAUUGUAAUAUGUAAUAACGAACUUGUGAGUCGCUGUCUUUUAUGAAGGAUAUUACGUAUCGGCGAAUCAAUCGACCCUGUUUGGCACUAUCACUUUCGUGGAAAAUAUGUGUGAUUUUUAUUGAUACGUUUCGUGCUUCAUUAAGACGCUGUUACGUCAUAUACAUGCUAUUACGUGUAGCUCAUUUAAAACAUCUCAAUCCGCAAGCUGUUUGCCGUAGAUACUCGAAGGGUUUUAAGGGGCUCCACUACUGUCAGGUAGCACUGGUUGAAAUUCCACAUAACUUUGGCAAAAACCUAAAAGUGAAACUCGGUAUCUAUAAACGAGAUUUAAACAUUACUACACAUAAAAAAUAUUCGUAGAUAUACGUGUAAUAAAACCCAAUAAAACCGGGCGUUUUAGAAAAAAUUGCA